Acanthoscelides obtectus is the source of this 3288-nucleotide messenger RNA. NCBI's taxonomy places the organism in Eukaryota, Metazoa, Arthropoda, Insecta, Coleoptera, Chrysomelidae. The record is from the annotation of a GenBank genome assembly.
UAUCCAAAACUAUUAUUUGAUAUCGAUCAUGGUGCGCCAGUGCUGUGUUUGCAAGAUAUACACUCGUCAGCGUGAAGCAGAAGGCUUAUCUUUUCAUCGGUAAGUGAAAAUAAAAAUGUUGUGUUAGAAAGUCCAGUGGCGUGGGGACGCAUUCUCGAUAUCCGGUAGUUUAAUGUUUUUACAAUGAAUGAGCAUUUUAAAGCACUUCCGUAAUCUUUUAGGAUGCCUAAUGAACCUACAAGAAGAUGUUUGGGUAUCUCUUCUGGGAUUUGAGAAAGACCACCAGUUCCCAAAGUAUGCUUACGUCUGUUCCAAACACUUUCAGAAAAGUGAUUUUGUAAUUAUGCCUGAUGGAGCUAGGCAUCUCAAAUGUGAUGCUGUUCCAACUGCUGUGCAUCCUGCCUUUGAUCUCACAAAGAGCGCCAGUUCAGAGUCAUCGCUUAGUCUCAGCUCUUUUAGUAGUCCUGGCAAGGAACAAAUAGGAGUUUCCUCAAGCUCAGAACCUCAUUCAGAAAUUGACAUUCUGGGUAUUACCGCCACUUCAGCAGAUGGUGGCCCUGUUGUAAAACGCUUGAGAUUUGAAGACAUUGUUGCUGAUGUGAAAUCCGAUACAGCUACAGAGACCAAAGAACAGCUACAGAUUCAAGAAAAGCACAGGUUAGAACAUGAAAAUGUGUACCCGGGACCAUCUAGAGAGCUACCAUCUUAUCCAGCAGUUGCUAAUUCAAGUUCAUCAGAUACGACUACUGCAUCAGAGGCUGAAGAACAGUUGGACUCUGUAGCAAUGCCUGCCCUUACAUCUGAUUUUCACACGAAACCAGUUGCAGGACUGAAGAGAAAGAGGAAGAGCCGUUAUGUUGGUGAUAUGUCGAGUGAUGAUUUCUCCUCACCUGUAAGAGCAAAAAGAAACUUUUGCAUAAUGAAAAAUGUAAUACAGGCCCAGAGAAAAAGAAUUCAUGGACUUCCAGUCACAGUUGACUCACUCAGGAAGAGAGUAAGGACACUAAAUAGCCUUAUUAGUGUUUUAAAGAAAAAAUCUUACAUAAGUGACUCAUCUGAAAAUGUUUUGAGGGUAUCGUUAUCCGGCUCAUCUCUUAAAAUUUUUGAGAGAAUGUUACGAGGGCCAUCAUCACAGAAGUAUGACCCUUCAACAAGGACUUUUGCAUUAACUUUAUCUUUUUAUUCGCCUAGAGCUUAUAAUUUUGUCAGUACACGUUCAAUAAAUCACUGCCUCAUCUAAGCACUAUCAGUAAAUGGUAUAGAUCGGUUGAUGGUUCCCCAGGCUUCACCUAAGAAGCACUGCAGGCUUUGAAAAUAAAACAUGAAUACGCUUUGUCACAAGGUAAGGCAGUCUACUGCAAUUUGGUCUUAGAUGAGAUGUCCAUCCGUCGCCAGGUGGAAUGGACAGGCAGUAAAUUCUCUGGGUAUAUAGAUAUUGGCUCAAAGAUCGACUCGGACAUUUUACCUGAAGCAAAAGAAGCUUUGGUAUUCAUGCUUGUUUGUUUGAACGGCUCAUGGAAAAUACCAGUAGGCUAUUUCUUUUUAGAUGGUCUUAGUGGAAAAGAAAAGGCUGAGAUUGUCAAAAAAUGUCUGUCUUUUAUUCACGAAUCUGGUGUUAUAGUGACGUCACUAACAUUUGAUGGUGCGCCAGUUAAUUUUACUAUGGCUUCUCAUCUAGGAGCUAAUUUUGAUGUCAGUAUUAUGAAAACCUGCUUCACCCAUCCUGUGACUGGUAGCGAUGUGUUUAUAAUUCUAGACCCAUCUCACAUGAUCAAAUUAGUGCGAAACACGUUUGGGUCUCAAAAAUAUUUAAUUGAUCAAGAUGGAAAUCAAAUAGACUGGAAUUUUUUAAGCAAACUGGUAGAUACACAAUAUAGUGAAGGCUUGCACUUAGGCACUAAAAUUACUGUUCGCCAUCUGCAGUUUGUUAGAGGAAAAAUGAAAGUGAAAAUAGCUACCCAAACGCUGAGUAAAAGUGUAGCAGACGCUCUAUCAUAUUUAUGUAAGGAUCUUAAGCUUCCAGCUUUUCAAAAUGCAGAGGCCACAGCUAUUUUCAUCAAAAAAUUCAACGAUGUAUUUGAUAUAUUCAAUUCCAGAAAUAAAUUGGCCAAAUAUCAAUUUAAAAGACCACUAUCACCAGCAACGGCUGAACAAUUUUUUAGUUUUUUUGAUGAAUUAAGCAGUUACAUAAAAAAUUUAAAGUUAGGAAGCAUUCCAAUCAUUCAGUCGGCUAGAAAGACUGGCUUUUUAGGAUUUCUUAUUUGUAUUACCAGUUUGAAGGGUCUAUAUAAUGUAUAUAUUUUAGAACACAAAUUAAAAUUCAUAUUGACGAAUAAAUUAUCACAAGACCACUUGGAACUUUUUUUCGGUGCAAUAAGAGGGAAAGGGGGAUAUAAUAAUAACCCAAGUGCAAGGCACUUUGAAGCAGCCUACAAAAGAUUACUCGUCCAUACUGAAAUAACCGGUCCAAGUUCAGGAAAUAUUUCAGAUGGGAAUAGUGUAACAAUUUUGUCGUGUGGUAGUGGGCGAGAAAUUACUGCUACAGAUAGUGGAGAUGAUUUGACAGACAGCAAACAGUAUUUAGACUUUGAACAAGACGUCAAAAAUAAUAUAUCGACAUACAUAUCAUCUUCAUCUGCUUGGGACUUGACUGACUAUAGCGAAAAGGUUGUAGGAUAUAUUAUUUCUGGUUUUGUGGUAAAAACAAUGAAAAAAUGUGUCACUUGCACAAAAUGCAGCAGUGCAUUAGAAAGUUCCGAAGUCAUUUCUACGUUACAGAGAGUUAAACAAUGUGGUAAACUUGUAAAAGCCUCUCGAUUCGUAAUUCAACUAUGUACCGCUGCCGAAAAAUAUUUUAGAUUCUUCCACAAAACCACAAAUAUUUUCAAUAAAAAUAUUCACAAUUUAUUAGAAACAUUGAAAAUCAAUACGAUCAAAACUUUACCACCAGAAAUUCUAAGCCAUUUUGAGCACCAUUUGUUUGAUGAUGAUCCUGUAGAUGGGCAUGCAGUUCAAUUAGUAAAACUAAUACUCCACCAUUAUUUCAAAUUAAGAAUUCACCAUGAAACUGCUAAAAAUAUGGACUUAUCAGCAAAAACAAGAGUUCGAAGUGUACUAACCAAAACUAUUUUAUUUAGGCAUGAAUAAUUCUAGAAUAUAAAAAUGUAUAUACCACAAAAGUCAAAAUACUCUUAAUGUAGCGUUUUUAUUAUAUGUUUACAAUAAUCCAAAAUUUUGAAUCGGUAAAAUCUAUAAAAUAGUUAUCAUCUAUUCAUAAUCUAAGAUUAU